Tetrapisispora phaffii CBS 4417 is the source of this 531-nucleotide messenger RNA. Its product is annotated as 60S ribosomal protein eL6. Gene Ontology annotation, biological process: ribosomal large subunit assembly; cytoplasmic translation. The record is from RefSeq and is a predicted model, not a curated record. Bases 1 to 531 code for a protein of 176 amino acids. The transcript is spliced from 2 exons. Gene Ontology annotation, cellular component: ribosome; cytosolic large ribosomal subunit. Gene Ontology annotation, molecular function: RNA binding; structural constituent of ribosome. Lineage: Eukaryota; Fungi; Ascomycota; Saccharomycetes; Saccharomycetales; Saccharomycetaceae.
AUGAGUGCCCAACAAGCCCCAAAGUGGUAUCCAUCUGAAGACGUUGCUGCUCCAAAGAAGACCAGAAAGGCUUCUCGUCCACAAAAGUUAAGAGCUUCCUUAGUUCCAGGUACCGUCUUAAUUUUAUUAGCCGGCCGUUUCAGAGGUAAGAGAGUUGUUUACUUAAAGCACAUGGAAGACAACACCUUAUUAGUUUCUGGUCCAUUCAAGGUCAACGGUGUCCCAUUAAGAAGAGUCAACGCUCGUUUCGUCAUUGCUACUUCCACCAAGAUCUCUGUCGAAGGUGUUAAUGUUGAAAAGUUCAAUGCUGAAUACUUCGCCAAGGAAAAAUUAACCAAGAAGCAAAAGCAAGAAGCUAACAUGUUCCCAGAAAAACAAGUCAAGGAAUUAAAGGCUGAACGUGUUGAAGACCAAAAGAACGUUGACAAGUCUUUAUUAGCCGAAAUCAAGAAGACCCCAAUGUUGAAACAAUACUUAGCUGCUUCUUUCUCUCUAAAGAACGGUGACAAACCACACUUAUUAAAAUUCUAA